Molecule: messenger RNA, 798 nt
Organism: Paralichthys olivaceus (Japanese flounder)
Lineage: Eukaryota; Metazoa; Chordata; Actinopteri; Pleuronectiformes; Paralichthyidae
Gene: gal
Product: galanin/GMAP prepropeptide
Biological process (GO): neuropeptide signaling pathway
Cellular component (GO): extracellular region; secretory granule
Molecular function (GO): neuropeptide hormone activity; galanin receptor binding
Source: RefSeq, a predicted model, not a curated record
GAGCAACCUGUGAAUUCAGAGCAGAACUGACGGCGGAGAGUCACAUCAAAGAUGCAGAAGUGCCUUGGGUUUUUUUGCGUGUCGCUCAUCUUCUGUGCAACUCUCUCAGAGACCAUCGGGUUGGUCAUCGCGGCGAAGGAGAAGCGUGGCUGGACUCUGAACAGUGCUGGCUACUUGUUGGGUCCCCGUCGUAUUGAUCACCUAAUUCAGAUAAAGGAUUCUCCCAGUGCCAGAGGCAGAGACGAGCUGGUCACUCAAUAUGGAAUAGAUGGACACAGGACAUUAGGAGACAAGCCCGGUCUGGCUGGAAAGAGAGAUAUGGGCCAGGAGGAAGACUUCAGAACAGGUACCCUAAGAAUAGCAGAUGAAGACCUCAUCCACACCAUCAUUGACUUCCUGUCAUACCUCAAACUUAAAGAGAUGGGAGCUUUGGACACCCUGCCUUCCUCUGUGACUUCAGAUGAACUGGCCAAUCCCUAAUGGUUCUGCAUCCCUGCUGCUCAUCUCUCUACACUCCUGCUACCCAGAAGGUCUCCGUACUGUAGCUCCAUCAACAUUCUGACACUAGAUUUGUCCUUGUACCAAAGAUUUGAUUCCUUAACUCUUCUUUAACUCUAUUCCUCCUAAUACAAAUAUCAGAUCCCUCUGCUCCCAUGUAAAUAAAAGUUGAUCUCCACUUUAGAUCAGUGUGUGUUUGCUGACUGUAGGUGCAUCUAAGUAAUAGGGAACUCUCAUCAGAAAACAGCACUGUAUAAUUAUUUAAAUAUACUACCAUCUAUUUUAAGAGAAUGGAGUCAA